AUGCAGCAACAACCACGCGGGAUGACGCACAGCACUGCUAUAAGGAGGCUGUGUCCUCUGCUCACUCAUGCGGCAACAACCACUGGGCUGGCGCACGGCCAGGAGGUGGAGAGGCCAGCUGUGGGAUGGCGCACGGCCUUAGCUUGCUGCAGGGGGGAUGACGCUGCAUUGCUGUGGCGAGCGGGAGAGGCCAGCUGUGGGAUGACGCACGGCCGGCAGCCACUGGCCGCAUCACUAAUUGCGACGUCGACGUUCGAGCUGUUUUCGUCUGACGCUGGUGGUCCGUGCAAAAGUUGUUUCCUGACCUGCCGUGGUGCAACGUGUGGCAUCUCGUCAGCAAAGCAACUGGGAACAAUCAUGGGUUCUUCACUGCAGAUCGGUUCUUCACUCAAGGAUGCGCCGAGCAGAGGAGAAGAGGAGCCUGCAGAGAACGGCAGCAGUGACUCGGGAGGACGGCAGCAGAGGAGGCGGACACUUCGAGCAACGAGCCGGCGCGGAGGCAAGAAGGCGGCACUUCAGCAGAGGUGUAGUGAGGUAUGGAAUGGUAUGGUGCGGCAUGAGGAGGAGGCGGACACUUCGGGCAACGAGCCGGCGCGAAGGCAAGGCGGCAGCACUUCAGCAGAGGUGUGUAAUGUGGUGUGGCACUUGAGGAGGACGGGCGAGUGUGGUGGGAUGACGCACGGCCGGCAGCCACUGGCGUGUGGCUGCCUCCUACUCGCCCUGCUGACCACCCGCUCAAGGCAAGGAGGACACGUGGGGCAAAGAGGUAAGCAUGCGAAUCUUGGGGAACGAGGCAAGGAGGACACUUGGGGAAAGGAGGAGGAGGCAACCAGGCGGCACUUCAGCACCGCCCUCCCUGCACCUUCUCUUCCAGCUUUGACGCCCAACCCGACCUGCACUCCGUCCUCAUCCCCUUCCCACCGUCGAGGAGGGCGCACGGGGAGUCUACAGCGUCAUGUUAGGCACGGGCACCGCCCUCCCUGCACCUCCUCUUCCAGCUUUGACGCCCAACCCGACCUGCGCUCUGUCCUCAUCCCCUUCCCACCGUCGAGGAAGGCGCACGGGGAGUCUACAGCGUCACGUUCGGCACGGGGUGAGGCGGAGGAACGUGAGGGAGUGGUUGAUGGGUUGGACGAGUAG
Messenger RNA from Closterium sp. Yama58-4, 1140 nucleotides. NCBI's taxonomy places the organism in Eukaryota, Viridiplantae, Streptophyta, Zygnematophyceae, Desmidiales, Closteriaceae. The record is from the annotation of a GenBank genome assembly.